Messenger RNA from Oryza sativa Japonica Group (Japanese rice), 1165 nucleotides. Its product is annotated as plant cysteine oxidase 1. The record is from RefSeq and is a predicted model, not a curated record. Lineage: Eukaryota; Viridiplantae; Streptophyta; Magnoliopsida; Poales; Poaceae. Gene Ontology annotation, molecular function: oxidoreductase activity, acting on single donors with incorporation of molecular oxygen, incorporation of two atoms of oxygen.
AAAGCUUCGUAGUCACUACACGAAACACACUUGCAUUUGCACAGUUAUCUCUCAAUCGCCACGCGCGCUCACCGUCAGCUUUCUGCGGUCGCACGUAUGUACUACGCGCUGGAUAUAUACGUGUGUACAAGUGCAGGUUGCUCGGUUGUUUUGUGUAGUGUAGAUGUGUGAAAGUUAAAACCAGCCGGGUCACUUCGCUUCCUGUGGCAGCACAGCUAGCGCGUGGCCAUGGACGACCACCAGAGCAAGGUGCAGCGGCUGUACGACGCGUGCGACGCCGUCUUCUCGUCGGGGAGUAAAGCAGGGUUGCCGACGCUCAAGCAGAUCAGGUGGCUGCAAGACCUGCUCGAUGGCAUGGAGGCGGCGGACGUCGGGAUCGAAGGCGGCGGCAGCGGCGGCGAGAGGUCGUCGUCCUCGGAGGACGACGACGAGAGGAGCCCGCCGGGGCGGCGGUUUCUCUCGGCGCGGGCGUUCACCCGGAUCACCUACGUGCACAUCCACGAGUGCGACGAUUUCUCGAUCGGCGUGUUCUGCUUCCCGGCCGGCGCGACGCUGCCGCUGCACGACCACCCGCAAAUGGUGGUGCUGAGCAAGCUUCUCUACGGCUCGAUGCGGGUCAAGUCGUACGACUGGGCGAACGCGCCCCCGUGCUCGGGCCCAAGGAAGAGUGGUUUAGCCCGAGUGGUCGCCGUCGACGAGAUGCGGGAGGCGCCGUGCAAGGCGUCGGUCCUGUUCCCGCGGAGCGGCGGCAACAUCCACUCCCUCACCGCCGUCACGCCGUGCGCGCUCCUCGACGUGCUAGCGCCGCCCUACGCCGAGGACCUCGGCCGGCCGUCCACCUACUUCUCCGACAUUCCCAUCCCCUCUCUCCCUGGUUUUGCAGUACUGGAAGAGGCAGACUUGCCUGACGGUUUCCGUGUUGCAGGGGCCCCAUAUGUAGGCCCCGAGCUCACAAUAGACAUGGACAGCAUGUAUAAUUAGAUAGCUGAUCUCUGCUUUUCCAGAGUAUCAGAUCAGAUAGCUCUCACUGCUUUUCUUAAAGUAGCAUUUGCAUGGACAAUACAUUGCACCUCGCCAUCUUGUAUAUACGAUUAUGCAUGUGUGUUGUCGGUUUGUCUUUCUACCAUGCUUAUUUACCAGUUGGUGUUGGAAUGCUUUUUUGACA